Molecule: messenger RNA, 3064 nt
Organism: Aphanomyces invadans
Lineage: Eukaryota; Oomycota; Saprolegniomycetes; Saprolegniales; Verrucalvaceae
Exons: 4
Coding region: 82-2751 (889 amino acids)
Biological process (GO): chloride transmembrane transport
Molecular function (GO): chloride channel activity
Source: RefSeq, a predicted model, not a curated record
GGUCAAGUGGAGGUAUUUUAUUUUAUCCGAACGUGUAGAAGCGGCGGAUUCCGAGAACAUCGCGACGAGAAGUCUUUGAAUAUGAUGGAUGCAGGCGACGAUGUGCACCUCGAGGAAGGGCAGAACAUCCAGAACAACACGCCAAACACGAUCGACUUGUCGCCGUCGACAUUUAAGUCGUCGCUACCAUACUCGAAGAGUCCCCGCCAUGUCGGUGCCGUUGGGACGUUCCGGUACCUGACCCCGAGCGAUCUCAAGAACAGCAGUGGCAAGGCACCGUAUGACUUUGCCGUGAUUGCCCAUCGGGCUGUGCAACAAGGUCCGACGGGAUGUUGGUUUUGGCCGUUCAAUACGGCGGAGCGUCUGGGGUUUCGACGGCUGUGCAUGGUGAGUAGUCCAUUGCUUGAAGACGGUGAAGACGAACACCGGCGUAUCGUGGAAAAGCUAUGUGCACAGGGGCUGUCCAUCGACAUCAUUGAUGGGGGCCAUUCGAUGGGGGAAAUGACGUCGGAUUACUUCAUGCUGCUCAUUCGUGCAAGCGACGAAGUCGCGACCGCGUACGCCAAGAAGUUUCGGCGCAAGCUGUGGCUCGACCACGGCGGAGUGUGCGACAUGCCCCAGGACUUUAUGGACCACGACAAGCGGCCGAUCACUCCCGCCGAACGCAUCCAGAUCGUCGAGUACAUUGUGGAGGUCCGCGCGCAGUUGAGCAGGACAAACGACAAGUGGAUUCAUGACAUGUUUCCCGUGCACGAUCCAAAGAUGACGACACAGCUCUUGACCAACUUCAUCGCGGCAUGUCCGGGGACAUUGGAACGGCGCAACGGGCAGUUUGUCGAUGCGAUUCGACACAACUUUGGCGAAAAGGUCGCGUACUACUUUGCGUUCAUGCACUUUUACAACAAGGCGUUGCUGCCGCUUGCGCUGUUGGGGCUUGCAAUGCAGAUCCUGCAUUCGUCCAUCUCGACCACGGCGUACAUGCGCCUGCUGCCGUUCUGGGGCGUGGGUGUGUCGGUGGUGUGGUCGUUUCUAUUCCUCAAGGCAUGGGACCGCGAGAACUCGAGGAUGCAAUUCGCAUGGAACGCGAAACUCCACGUCAAGCAAAUCGAGUACCCCAACCCAUUGUUCCAUGGCAAGGAAGCCGUGAAUCCGCUGACCGGCGAACCCACCAAAGUGUACGCAGCAUGGCGGCGAUACCCCGUCUACUUCGUCGGCAUCGUGUUCAUGUUGCUCCAGACAGCCAUCAUGCUCAUGUUGGUCGCGCUCUGGGUCAGCAUCUACGAGAUGCUCAAGGACAAGUACAAGUCUGGCGGGCUGUUUUCGACCCAGUGGUUCCUGAUCCUGGCCGAGGGGAUUGUGUUUGGGUUUUUCGUCGACGUGGUGCAGUGGAAUGUAGUCGUCACAAACGUCGCGCGGCUCUUCACAAAGUGGGAAAAUUACCCCACGGAAGAGCGCCACGAGCGCGCGCUCAUUCGAAAGCUGUUCCUGAUGGAUUUUCUCAACUAUUACACGUGGUUUUUCUCGCUCGCGUUCGUAUACGUGGUCCCGACCUUUGGCGACGCGCUCACGAACGUGUUCAACACGGUCUUCUUUCAUGACACGCCAAAUUGUUGCUUUGGCCCGUACCUGAAGGAGGUCGGUCCGUUUGCGUACGAGUGCAGCCGGUGUCCUGGCGGCGACUCGACCAAGCUGUGCACGCCGUGCACGGGCUGGUUUACGUUUGACGUGCACCACGUCGACUUGAGCGCGAUGUUUGUGACGCCGAUCGUGGUCACUCAACUUCUCAACAUCCUGAUCAACACGGUCAUGCCGCUCUUGAGCAAGUGGCGCCAGGAGCGGCUGCGGGCGGCAGCGGACGCAGACGCGCACCAACGCGUGAUGGAAGCCGGGUCGAUGAAGAUUCUCGGCAACCUGGAUUACGACAAGAGUGGCCACUUUGGCAACAAGGACCAGUCGCGGUACUUGGAGUACACUCCCGCCGAGAUCGAGACGCUCAACCAAAAAGCGCGAGAGAUUCUGUUUGAAAGCGAACAAGCGCAGUACGACCCGUACAACGAUUUCCACCAAUUGACGGUGCAAUAUGGCUUCACCGUGAUGUUUUCCAUCCUGUGGCCGCCGAUGCCGAUGGCGUGCAUGCUGGUCAACUACCUCAAAGUCCGAACGGACGGCUACCGGCUGUGCCGCACCCUCAAGCGGCCAUUCCCCCGAAAAGCCAACGGCAUUGGCGCCUGGCGCGACAUUUUUGGCACGUUUGCUUAUGUUGCCGUCGUUGUCAACAUUCUGCUCGUGUGCAUGUCGACGGGCAGCAUGGAGUUUUACAGCGAUCUGUGCAUCAAAGAUUACUCGUUCAACCUGGAGAAGGAAGGCAAGACGUUGGUGGACUUCGUCAUGGGGCCAAAUUUUUACUGCCUCAACUUCACGCUCCGCUUGGUUGUGAUCAUCGUGCUGGAGCACCUCUUCCUCGUCGUGGCAUACCUUUUCAUGCUCAAGAUUCCGGGGGUUCCGUCGUCACUCCAAGCUAUCAUGGACGCCCGCGAACACAAAUUCAAAAAGUUGCUGGAAGCCCACGAAUGUCACCUCCCACUGGACCAAGUCCUCGUGAAUAGUCCGCCGACGGAAGACCAAGCCCCGACAAAGGCGCGGUCGUCGAGCUUCAAGACCAAGUCCCCACCCAAGGACAAGAACGACUCGUUCAAGCGCAAAGAGUCCUUGACAGACAAGGCGGCACUCGCGCGGCAAUGGUCCGACUAGCUGGCCACACGUGAGGCGACCUCGAAUGUAUUUACCUCGUUGUUGUUUGGUUGUAUUACUGUGCGCUGCACCACAUUCGAAUCGUCUGCACGACGGACUGUUGCUGCGAAUCGCUUUCCUGUUGCGUUUUCGAAUGCGUCGACAGCACGCCAGCAGCGUUAGUCUGCUUGCAAGGUCAACUGUUGGCGCGACCGGAGGGAGAACAGUGUGCGAGCUUGGCUGCUUCUGGAUCGACAGGCUGACGAUGUUGCAUCUGUGGAUGGCCGUGGUAGAUAGCUGUCGGAGGGCGGUGACUCGGGUGGGAGCUGUUGUC